UCGGCCCUCCAUGGAAGUGGGGCACCACCAGCUGUGUCGGCCCUCCAUGACCCCGUGCCCGAGCAGGGGGCUGCCCCAGAACUGUCCCCAGAAGACCCGCAAGAAGCUCCAAGUCAUCAUCUGCAUCCUGCUGGUGGAGCUGUUUGAGAGGUUCACCUUCUUUGGGAUCGUGUGUAACAUGAUCCUGUUCUGUACGGUCAAACUGGGCUAUGAUCACUACCAGGCUGCUACCGUCAACUUGUGCUUUGUUGGGGCCAGCACACUCACUCCUGUGCUGGUGGGAUGGUUUGCUGAGACCUGCCUUGGGAGAACCAAGGUGCUCUACUUGUGCGCUCUUCUCCACCUCUUUGGCACAGCCAUGCUCCCAGUGGUGGCGUUCCCGUUCGAGGACUUCUACAUCGACACACACAACAUGAUCCACCAGCUGGAGCACCGGGAGCAGCACAUCCUGUUCUACACUGGCCUGCUGGCAGCUGCCCUGGGCAUCGGCGGCAUCCGUGCCAUCCUCUGUCCCAUGGGGGCAUACAAACUACAGGGCUACGACCAGCACCAGCUACUCUCCUUCUUCAACUGGUUCUACUGGCUGGUGAACCUGAACUCGACGGUAGUGUUUCUGGGUAUCGCCUACAUCCAGCAGUCAGUGGCCAACAACCUGGGAUUCCUCAUCCCCUUCAUGUCUGUGCUGCUGAUGCUCAUAACCAUACACAUGGUCCGCAACAACCUCAUCUUCAGGCCCAAGAAAGGCAGUUCCCUGUUGACCACUCUGGGGGUGUUCCUGAACUCUCUGAAGAUGUGCUGCCUGCACUACCGCCACCUGAGUGGGGGCGUGGCCAGCUGGCUGGACCGCGCCAAGGAGAACAACGGGGGGUGCUACAGUGAGACGCACGUGGAGAACGUCAAGGUCCUGGCCAGGCUCUUCCCCCUGUAUGGCUUGCAGAUACUGUACCGGGCCUGCAUCACUCAGAUUCCAGCAGGUUACUACAUUCAGACCAUGAACUCUAACCUGCACCUGAACAGCUUCCUCCUGCCCAUCGGUGCCAUGAACGUCAUCAGCAUCCUACCUCUGCUGCUGCUGGCCCCUCUCAUGGAGUGUGUCACCUCCUGCUACCUGUCCAUGGAGAAAACACCCUUCUCCCCCGCCAGAGUCAUUACGCUGGGUCAUGCGUGUGCGGCCCUGUCUGUCCUGGUAGCGGGCCUGUCUGAGGUCCACAGAAAGGGCUAUCCUCUGACGGAGCAGGCCCUGUCAGGGAAGGUGCUCCAGGUGUCCUCCAUGGCCUGCUUCCAGCUGGCUCCCCAGUACAUCCUACUGGGGCUGGCUGAGGCCCUCGUCACCCCUGCCUGCUCUGUGAUCUCCUUCCACCUGACACCCAGUCAUAUCAGAGGCAUCUCCCUGCACUUCCUCACCCUGUCCUACGGAGGGGGCUGUUUCCUGGGAGCCCUCAUCAUCCAGCUGGUCUACCUACUCUCUGGAGGUAACUUCUACCCAAACACACUGCAUGAAGGGAAUCUGGAGCAUUUCUUCUUCUUCUUAGCCAUGUUGAUGACCAUAAACACUCUGGUGUUCUGGUGGAUAUCUUCCAGGUACCUAGACCUGAGUGUGGUGCAGUGUAGAGGAGUAGGAAGCAGCCUUCUGGCAGAGAAACUCCUGCAGUACAAGACCUGCCUGCGAUUCUACGACACCAUGGAAUGCUCCUCCACAACAUCCUCCAUAGACACAGUGUUGUGACCUCUACACUACCUUUGUCCCCUGUAGCGCUGGACUUCCACUUGCUUUAUUUAUGUACACUACAUGACCAAAAGUAUGUGAACACCUGCUCGUCGAACAUCUCAUUCCAAA
Messenger RNA from Coregonus clupeaformis (lake whitefish), 1837 nucleotides. It is a transcript of the gene slc15a5, whose product is annotated as solute carrier family 15 member 5. The transcript has 9 exons. NCBI's taxonomy places the organism in Eukaryota, Metazoa, Chordata, Actinopteri, Salmoniformes, Salmonidae. Gene Ontology annotation, cellular component: membrane. The record is from RefSeq and is a predicted model, not a curated record. Gene Ontology annotation, molecular function: transmembrane transporter activity. Gene Ontology annotation, biological process: transmembrane transport. The coding region runs from base 11 to 1726 and encodes 571 amino acids.